This is a messenger RNA of Didymosphaeria variabile, 762 nucleotides long. RefSeq lists its product as uncharacterized. NCBI's taxonomy places the organism in Eukaryota, Fungi, Ascomycota, Dothideomycetes, Pleosporales, Didymosphaeriaceae. The record is from RefSeq and is a predicted model, not a curated record. The transcript has 3 exons. Bases 1 to 762 code for a protein of 253 amino acids.
AUGUUUCGCCGAGACAACAACAAAUUCGUCAAGACCGCUGGCGUGGUGCCUCCAGGCUUGACCGCGGUGGAACGUAACUCGUCCUAUAAUGGGCUUCCCAUGACGGUCGUGUUGGCGCUUAUCGUCAGCAUCGCCACCAUCUUCUUUUCGAUGCGCAUCUAUGUUCGAAGUACUCUGAUCAAGCGACUUGGAUGGGAUGACGAUAGCGUCUCUGGGCCGUAUGGGAAACACCUAUGGAAUGUAUCGCUGGCAGAGUUCGUAGGCGAAAGACUUGCGACGAUACAAUACGUUAUGCAGGUCAGCACCACACCCACGCUUGGUCUCAUCAAGCUCAGUAUUUUUAUGCUCUAUUAUGAUAUCUUCAAUGUGUUGUCCUGGGUUCGCUGGAUGAUUCGUAUCUCGGCCGCCCUGAGCAGUGCCUUCUAUCUGGCCCUCACCAUCUUCAAUUUCUACGUCAUGACCCCUCGUUCAGGUCAAACCAUAGCCGAGCGCUUUGGGAGUGAGGCAGUCAUCGAGGCCUCCAAAGUCUCCAUCCCCACCACGUCGGUUGGAUUGGGCAUCGAUAUCAUUCUCUUCCUCAUGCCUUUUAUCGUCAUUUUCCGACUCCAAAUGAAGAGAAAUCAAAAGAUCCGGGCUUCAAUGGCUUUCAUAGUCGGUUUCUUGGCCAUCUUGGGCUCUACUUUGAGUCUGAUCUUCAAGGUUCAAACCUAUGGUGAUCCUGACCCAACCUACCAUUUUAUCUUGGUCUGCUUUUUCCUGUAA